Pristis pectinata (smalltooth sawfish) is the source of this 2986-nucleotide messenger RNA. It is a transcript of the gene bap1, whose product is annotated as BRCA1 associated protein-1 (ubiquitin carboxy-terminal hydrolase). Bases 126 to 2297 code for a protein of 723 amino acids. The transcript is spliced from 17 exons. NCBI's taxonomy places the organism in Eukaryota, Metazoa, Chordata, Chondrichthyes, Rhinopristiformes, Pristidae. Gene Ontology annotation, molecular function: cysteine-type deubiquitinase activity. Gene Ontology annotation, cellular component: cytoplasm. The record is from RefSeq and is a predicted model, not a curated record. Gene Ontology annotation, biological process: ubiquitin-dependent protein catabolic process; protein deubiquitination.
ACGUGGCGCCCAUAGGGGCAGUGGCGAGUCUACUGCGCGUGCGUCUGUCGCGGACCGAUGACGUAGUGCGGCCUGCUCCUGCGCCGGGCCUGGGUUGUGGGAGUGAUGGAGAGCGGGGCGAGAACAUGAAUAAAGGCUGGCUGGAGCUGGAGAGCGACCCGGGGCUCUUCACCCUGCUGGUAGAGGAUUUUGGUGUUAAAGGUGUUCAAGUGGAAGAGAUCUAUGACCUACAUUGUAAGGUUCAGGGCCCAGUAUAUGGAUUCAUCUUCCUGUUUAAAUGGAUUGAAGAACGGAGGUCGCGGCGCAAGGUAACACCCCUAGUGGAUGAGACAUCAGUGUUCGAUGAAGAAAUUGUUAAUGACAUGUUCUUUGCUCACCAGCUGAUCCCAAACUCAUGCGCAACACAUGCGCUGCUCAGUGUCCUCCUGAACUGCGACAAUGUUGAAUUGGGACCCACCCUCAGCCGGAUGAAAGACUUCACCAAAGGAUUUAGCCCAGAGAGUAAAGGCUAUGCAAUCGGUAAUGCUCCAGAAUUAGCAAAGGCACACAACAGCCAUGCCAGGCCUGAACCACGGCACCUUCCAGAGAAACAGAAUGGGAUCAGCGCUGUGCGUACCAUGGAAGCCUUUCAUUUCGUCAGUUACGUUCCCAUUAAAGGUCGCCUCUUUGAGCUAGAUGGUUUGAAAGCCUAUCCCAUAGAUCAUGGGCCUUGGGGUGAGGAUGAAGAGUGGACAGACAAAGCACGGAGAGUUAUAAUGGAGCGAAUAGGACUGGCUACCGCUGGAGAACCAUACCAUGAUAUCCGUUUCAACCUGAUGGCUGUGGUGCCAGAUCGGAGGAUAAAGUAUGAGACCAAAUUGAGCCUUCUGAAAAUGAACCGACAGACAGUACUUGAGGCCCUACAGCAGCUGAUCCGUGUCACCCAGCCUGAGCUGAUCCAAACACAGAAACCCCAAGAAGCUCAGGCCAUGGAGGAGGCGAAGCAAGCCUUGAACAAGCCAGCACCUGAAUUGGAAAGCAGCAAGGCACACCAUGUACAGGAAACACUGCACAGUGGAUCCAGUGAAGCCCCCACGCCUCCAACUCAGGUACCUUGUACAUCCAGCCCAUCCAGCAAACUAAAGCCUUCAAACAAGCCUAUAAUGCCCAGUACAAAUGGACCCACGUCUGCUCCCAGUCCUGUCAUUCUGCGGCUUCCAGCUUUCCUCGAUAACCACAAUUAUGCCAAGUCGCCAAUGCAGGAAGAGGAAGAUUUUGCAUCCGGAGUUGGUCGAGGCCGCCUGCCCAUCCCCCCUCACCACCGUUACUCAGACAAUGAUGAUGAAUACGAUGAGGAAGAGGAGGAGGAUUGCCAGAACACAAACACUGCUAUCAGGUAUAAAAGGAAGAGCCAUUUAUUACAGGAGCAACGACCCAGCGAGCAACUUUCUCUUCUGCAGCCCAACACUAUCAAUGUGCUGACUGAGAAGCUCAAGGAAUCUCAGAAGGACUUGUCUAUUCCCCUUUCCAUAAAAACCAUUGGCGGCGUUCCUGCCCAUCCCCAGCCUUCCCCGACCCCCAGCAACGAGAGCACGGACACAGCCUCUGAGAUUGGGAGCGCUUUCAACUCCCCACUCCGCUCCCCCAUCCGUUCGGCCAAUCCCACCCGUCCCUCGAGCCCGGUCACGUCUCACUUUUCCAAGGUGCUGUUUGGGGAGGAGGAAAGUCUGUCCCGUGUUGACUGCAUGCGUUACAACCGAGCGGUGCGGGACCUUGGACCCGUUGUUAGCACAAACCUGUUGCACCUGGGUGACGAAGGAAUGCUACAGACCCUUGGAGUCACUGACCAGCAGAAAACAGACUCCAUUAAAAGCUCACCAUUGCCUCACAGUGUGGACAGGCCUACAGAAGUCAAAAUGGAGGAUGGGAAAGAGUCCCCUGGAUCAUGUGACAGGAAGGAGAAAUUUUCAGGGAGUGCAAGUAAUGAACAAAAUGUUGCAGAAAAAUAUUCCCCCAAGGAGUUGCUGGCUUUAUUAAAGUGUGUGGAGGCUGAGAUCUCUAAUUGCGAGGUGUGCCUUAAGGAAGAGGUAGAAAAGCGGAAGAAGUACAAGAUUGACGAUCAGCGAAGGACCCACAAUUAUGAUGAGUUUAUCUGUACAUUCAUCUCUAUGCUAUCUCAAGAAGGAAUGCUGGCCAGCCUGGUGGAACAGAACAUCUCUGUGCGGAGAAGACAGGGUGUGAGCAUCGGACGCCUGCACAAACAGCGCAAACCAGACCGGCGGAAACGUUCUCGGCCAUACAAAGCUAAGCGGCAGUGAAGACGAGAGCACAGGCGCCCAGCGCCUUCGGUGUCAGACCCGUCCCCGCAAGAAGGGCAAUCAGUUCUCGUUGCUGAGGAGUGCGGGAUUCAGCCGGUGGAGCUGCUGACUCGCGUCACAGGCUCUUGACAGGAACAUAAGAUGAUUACACUAAAUUCUGGUUUGGAUGAUGAAGCCAUCAACAGUGCAGGGAAACUGAAGAUGGGAUCAGUCAGUAAUGGGUCCAGUGAAAUUAAGCAACUGCUUUAUAAUAAUGGACCAACCAUAGCCAGAGUCUGUGUGCUCUUCUCGGCACUCUGCAAAGCUUGCCAGCAGGACAGUAGCAAUUACAUGGGAACUACAACCUUGGUCUGGUCCCCUGCUUUGUGUGUACUGUCCAAAGUAGCUCCAUUUGUGAUUUUUCUUCACCUUGCACCAUCCAAAUUCAAGCUUUACUCUAAACUCACUGGUGUCUUUGGAAGUGCUUUUUAUACUGGAGACUAGUUAACGGACAACUGUGACACGCCUGCCCACUUAAGGGACGAGGUUGCUCGACCUGUGACGAUAAAACAAGGACUCUGGAAUAAUGCCCUGUUUAUUCAGAGGAUUGCAAUUCCAAUUUUGAAUUUAUUACCAGUUUGAAUUAAAGAGCACUUUUUUUAACUUGGUUGGAGUUGGUAAUGAAUUGAAAUGGAUGUGGAUUAAAAAGU